AAACUGAAGACUUUUGGAGUAUUCUGCUCAAAAGGGACGUUUAACAAACCACUCUCCUGUCUCUGAUCCAGAAGGGAACCAGUUAAACAAGUAAAAUGCAUAUAUAUAGAUAAAAACACUGCUGCUGUUUUAAACGGGAGCUGCUUUCCCAUUGUGCUGCUUGCUCUUAGAAUGAAAGCAGUUAGAUUUGCUAUCCCUGCUUUCCAAUAAACUAUAACUGAAAGAAAGCAGUAGCUGAAUACAGUGACACAAGCCAUUCAUAAGUAAUCCCUGUAGUACUGCAGAAGUUGAAUUGAGACUUAAAAACGGAAAUUACCUCAAGUCUGCAAAAUAUGACUAUCUCAUUUCAUAGCAUUGAUAUAUUUUUUUUUAUGCUCACAAAACCAUUGCAUGCUCACUUUCACAAAUUACUGACAUGACUGGCAGCUUGUUUGGUUCAUCCGUAGGAAGCUUUUCCUUAACGCUGUUGAAAUAGAGCAGCCGGGGUGGGUGGGUGGGGGUGGGUGUUGGAAUCAAGCUUCUCACCUUCACAGCGGCACAGGGAAAUUUGUAAAGGCAACUCAAAGCCGGGGAGCAAAAAUAUCCUAUUUUUAUGUACGAGGUGCAUCCAUCCCUGUUAUGCACAGGGAUUAGCGUGCAUCCAUCCCUGUUUACGCACAGGGAUUGCUUGAAAAGGCUUGAGGUUUUGCUUGCUGAAGCUGGCAGUUCCACUGCACUAUCGGCUCCACCUCCUCGUUUUGCAACCGGGCCUCGUACAUGUAAACCUUUAAGCAAUUUAUAUGUACACCCGUAGUUAAAAACCCUCCGUAUCGGCCCAUUUCGUGCUCACAAACGCCCGGACCGUAAGGGGAAAGGCGCUCGGCCGCGGCAGGAAGCAGAUCCCGCCCGGGCGCAGUUCCCAAGAGCCCUCGGUGGGGACUGGAACGGGAACGGGGCAGGUUCUGGAUGUAGGAAAUAUGAAUGACUGGCAGAAGAAGAGCCCUCUAGACUGGGAAACAUAUGUGAACAAAUUGGUGAAAGUUGUUGCAAUUGAGAAACACGAAUACGAAGGAUGGGUUUUAACAGUUGAUCCAGUUUCUGCCAGCAUUGUCCUUGCAGCAUUCCCGGAGAAUGAAAAGGUGUCCAUUUCAGUUGUCAUGGGCCAUGCUGUCCAAGAGGUCGAAAUACUGAAAGAAGGGGACAGUGAGAUGAAGCAACGCCUUUCUCUCAUAUUUGCGCCCAAAGAAAGCAAAGCCUACAGCCCAGAGGAACUGGAGAAGAGGAAGAAUGACUUGAAGACGUGGCUGGAAACAAACCACAUCCCUGUGACAGAGCAAGGGGAGUUGGGCAGGACACUGUGUGUGGCAGGGGUGUUAACGAUUGACCCCCCGUACGGCCCCGAGCAGUGCAGCAGCUCCAACGAGAUCAUCCUGUCCCGGGUUCAAGGUUUGGUACAGGGUUAUCUGGAGAAACAGCAGUGAUGUCUGCUGUUUAAAGUAUUUGUCUUUAGGGAAGGGUCUACCUGCCGUGUUUUAGGAACUGUGCUGGGUAUCAGUAUUCACUGUUUGCAAAAAUGCUGGGUUUAGAUACUUUUGUCUGAUUUUUUUUUGUACAUAAAGAAAGGGAUAAAACAAGCAGUAUAAACCAAAAGCACAAGCAUUUUUCAUGCACUAUUUUUUAUUAAAAGCGAGCCAUUAGGUAAUGAUGCUGUAUUAAACUGAUUUAUCACUUGAUAUAUCAGUUUAGUAUUUUUGUAACAGUAUUGUGAAAGGUGAUAUACAAGAAAUUUAAACUGUGUUUUCCUCUGCCUUUAAAAUUAGUUUGAUUAAUUAUCUAGUGGUGUAGGCAUGUUUAUUUGAACUGCUUACCAGAUUAUUUUUUUUCUUUUUUUUAGAAAGAGAAUUGUGACUCUUGGACUUCCAAACCAGAUUUUAAAAAGUUAGUUCAGAAAGCUGUUUUAUUUUUUGUUUUGUUGUUGUAGUUGGUUAAUUGUUGUUUGUUUUCCUCACAACUGUUCUCCUGGUUUAGAACAUGAAUUAUGAUGUUGCCCAAAUUUGUACAAUUAUUAGGGAAGGUUAGCAGGCAAAUUGCAAGUUUUAAAACCACUUAAAAGCAUUCCCUAUCUAUAUUUGUUAUUUUAGAGCAGCAGCGAUUGGAAAAUCAGUGUUCUGUAAAAUGAGAAUGUCUUGCAAUUCA
This is a messenger RNA of Chiroxiphia lanceolata (lance-tailed manakin), 2175 nucleotides long. RefSeq names its product gem nuclear organelle associated protein 6 (gene GEMIN6). NCBI's taxonomy places the organism in Eukaryota, Metazoa, Chordata, Aves, Passeriformes, Pipridae. The transcript has 3 exons. Gene Ontology annotation, cellular component: SMN complex; nucleus. The coding region runs from base 957 to 1460 and encodes 167 amino acids. The record is from RefSeq and is a predicted model, not a curated record. Gene Ontology annotation, biological process: spliceosomal snRNP assembly; spliceosomal complex assembly.